Messenger RNA from Anarrhichthys ocellatus (wolf-eel), 4367 nucleotides. Its product is annotated as AFG3-like protein 1. Gene Ontology annotation, molecular function: zinc ion binding; ATP hydrolysis activity; ATP-dependent peptidase activity. Bases 88 to 2568 code for a protein of 826 amino acids. Gene Ontology annotation, biological process: mitochondrial protein processing. The record is from RefSeq and is a predicted model, not a curated record. NCBI's taxonomy places the organism in Eukaryota, Metazoa, Chordata, Actinopteri, Perciformes, Anarhichadidae. Gene Ontology annotation, cellular component: membrane; m-AAA complex. The transcript has 16 exons.
GGUAUUUCUCGCUCGUCGAUCAGUGUGUACGGUACUUCUCGCUCGUCGAUCACUCCAGUGAAGCCCAGAGAAGGUGCAGGUCGGACGAUGGGGCUUCUCUCUGUGAGUGUCGGUCACUUUCGGAACCGAGUCCGGGCGGUUCGGACGUGGAGCCGAGAAUUAUCCACCAUUUCAGCUUCUCUUUGCAACGGCGGCGCACUUGCGUUGAAGGCGUCACUGAUCCAAAGGAGAUGUGGAGGACUAUAUCAACACAGUUUUCCACUCGCUCGGCUACUUAGCUCGAACAAACCACCAAGAGGUUUUGAAAAGUUUUUCCCAAAGAGUGAAGAAAGCACCGGCGUCAACAAAUCAGCUGAAGAUGAAAAUACCAAAGAGCAAGAAUGUCUUGUAAGGAAAGAGCGGGACACAGAUGAUGAUGAGGACGACAAACGAAGAGGAAGAAAAAAAGAAGAAUCUCACUGGUGGACGCGUUUUCAGGAUGGUUUUCCGUUGGACAAAAAAGCAGUUCAGUACUUUGCAAUCGGUGCAGCAGGCAUGACCUCAGCGUUUUGGUACUUUUACUUUCGAGAGACGGGGGUGCAGAUCUCCUGGAAGGACUUUGUGCAUCAUUACAUGAACAGAGGCUUGGUGGAUCACCUGGAGGUGGUCAAUAAACAAUAUGUCAAAGUAAUUCCUGCCAAUGGAGUGAAGACAUCAGAAGUGAGCUAUUUGUGGUUCAACAUUGGCAGUGUUGACUCAUUUGAGCAUAACCUGGAAACGGCCCAGAAAGAAAUGGGUUUGGACUCACAGAAGGUACCUGUGUUUUACAGCAGUGAAAGUGACGGGACACUGCUUUUCAGUGUUCUCCCCACUUUACUCCUGGUCGGCUUUUUACUUUUUGCUAUGCGGCAGGGACCAAUGGCAGGCGGUCGUGGGGGUAGUCGGCAAGGAAACCCCUUCAGUAUGAGUGAAUCCAAAGCCAAGGUAAUAAAAGACAACAUCAGCUUUCGGUUCAAAGAUGUUGCUGGCUGUGAGGAGGCCAAAGUGGAGAUUUUGGAGUUUGUCAACUUCUUGACAAACCCGCGGCAGUACCAGGGCCUAGGAGCCAAGAUCCCAAAGGGUGCGGUGUUAUCGGGCCCACCUGGUACCGGCAAGACCUUGUUAGCAAAGGCCACAGCAGGAGAGGCCAACGUCCCCUUCAUCACUGUCAACGGCUCAGAGUUCCAGGAAAUGUUUGUUGGCGUGGGCGCAGCGAGGAUAAGGGAUACGUUUGCCACAGCUCGAAAAAAUGCCCCUUGCAUCCUUUUCAUUGACGAGAUCGACGCAGUUGGCAGAAAAAGAGGCAAUGGGAGCUUUGGCAACCAGAGCGAGCAGGAAAACACCCUCAACCAGUUGCUUGUGGAAAUGGACGGUAGGGAGUUAUUAUCAUCUCUUUCGUUGUUCAAGCCAUUCCUGGUGCAACAUUUACCAGCUCUUUGUAUGCUAUUUGUUUUUGUCAUUACAGGAUUCAACAGUAGCACUAACGUGGUUGUUUUAGCUGGCACCAAUCGAGUUGAUAUCCUGGAUCCAGCUCUGAUGAGGCCAGGACGCUUUGAUCGACAUAUAUACAUAGGCCCACCAGAUAUUAAAGACAGGGCAUCCAUCUUUAAGGUGCAUUUAAGACCUCUGAAGUUGGACAUUACUAUUGAAGUAGAGGCUUUGGCCAGGAAGCUAGCUGCGCUAACCCCAGGUUUUACUGGGGCAGAUAUUGCUAAUGUGUGCAAUGAGGCUGCUCUAAUAGCUGCACGCCACCUCAACCAUCAUGUCAACUCGAAGCACUUUGAGCAGGCAGUCGACAGAGUUAUUGGAGGUCUGGAGAAAAAGACUCAGGUACUGCAGCUUCCAGAGAAAACUACCGUGGCGUAUCAUGAGGCCGGACAUGCUGUAGCGGGCUGGUUCCUAGAACAUGCAGACCCCCUUCUUAAGGUGUCAAUUGUUCCCAGAGGGAAAGGUUUGGGUUAUGCACAGUAUCUGCCUAAGGAACAGUACCUGUUCACUCAGGAGCAGCUGUUUGACAGAAUGUGCAUGAUGCUGGGGGGUCGAGUGGCUGAGCAGGUUUUCUUUCAACGAGUCACCACCGGUGCGCAGGAUGACCUCAGGAAGGUCACGCAGUCUGCGUAUGCACAGGUUGUACAGUUUGGAAUGAACGAUGCGGUUGGUCAGAUAUCCUUUGACCUGCCUCAGCAAGGCGAUUUUGUAACUGAGAAGCCCUUCAGUGAACCUACAGCCCAGCUUAUAGACCAGGAGGUCCGCCUGCUUAUUGAUUCUGCCUUCCAACGAACACUUCAGCUUGUUACCGACAAGAAAGAAAUGGUGGAGAAGGUGGCAAAACGUCUUCUAGAAAAGGAGAUUCUAGACAAAGCCGACAUGGUGGAGCUGCUAGGAACUCGUCCUUUUCAGGAGAAGUCAUCGUAUGAGGAGUUUGUUGAAGGGCUGGGGGAGCUUGAGGAGGACACCGCUCUACCCGAAGGGCUGAAGAACUGGAACAAGAACAAAGGGGAGGAAAACCCCCCACAGAAUCAACAAAACAAAGCAGCCCUUUACCUGUAGGUGGAUGCACAGCCUCAAGGCAAAUAUUCCACUGUAUUCAGCUGAAUAUAGUUCAGCAGCAUCUGGUCUCUGAAAGAAAUUCCUUGUUCAUCUCAUGGACAGCGGCAAAGGGAGGGAUGAAGUUGUUUUGCACAGGUCUUACAUGGCCCAGAUAAUGCAAUUUUUCAUGUUGUAGAUUGUAUACUCUGGGAGCGAAUUCCAAAAAAUGACUCAUCUUUUUACUGUUAGAUCAGUUUUGGGUCAGUAAGCUAAGGCUUAUAUGAAAACUGCAGUUUGUGACUUACAUUUCACUGGAGGGGCCUUCUUCUGACAAACACACUACAGAAUAAUCUGCAGUCAUGGUCAGGAUGUUUGUACAUUCAAAACACAUUGACAUCAUGUGACAUUAGUGUGUACAUUAGUUGUGGUGUGUAUUUGUUAGCUACACACUGUACUGGUAUCAUGUGAGUUAAAUUAUAUUCUGGGGCCCAUUGCACUUGUCCAACCUUAAAUCUAUAAAUUGAAUAAGACUGCUUCCAAUCUUGGCCACCCCUUUAUUCUGUUAGUAAUUCAAUAUUUAAAAUGUGUUUUCCCCGAGUGGAGAAACCAGAUUCUCUGACGGAUGUUUUAAGUUUUUAAAGGUACUUUCACUGUACUUUUGACUUUUUAAAGUCUUUCUUCACACCAUUGUAGAAUGAAAACAUUCUUACAUUUCUGUGACAUUUUGUCUUAACUCAAAUACAUUUCCAUCACCAUUAUAGUCUUCCAGCAGACUUCAACCUGUAUCAGUAAAGGUAGAUGUUAGAACUCAAGUGUUUAUACUUUUGCUUUGUGCACACAUGACUGAUAUUACAAAUGCAAUUGGAUCAGAUGUACUGUAGGUUAUUGUAGGUUAUUGUCAUUUCCUCGGUAUCCCAUAGUUACAAGAGUCAACAUUGAUGCAGUCAUCCAUCACUUGAUUUGAUGGUUACUUAAGAACUGGGAACAACUGAGCUGAGUACGAUUUAAAUAUAAGCUGACAAAAUGGCAUACCACAAAAUCUUCACUCACUCACACUACCUCUGAAUCUCUGUAUUCUUAACUACCUCUUAAAAUAACAUUCAUCUUUUGGCAAUUUAUUGAUCACAAUAUUGAAACUACAGUUUGGUUAUGCUUUUAUUGUUAAUCAUAUGAAAUUACAUUCAGUCUGAUACUUUCUGUGUUUUACUGCAGUUCAUGUGGAUAACACAAAUGAGUAAGGGCUGAAAGUAAAGAGAGCAUGAAUUGGCUUUUCCAUUGAUGGACUGGCUGACCUAACCUUGACACCCUCGUCCAGCAUUUAUUAACAUGGCAACAAUUUGCCGUUACUCAGGAAAUCACCAUUCUGCCAGCUGUGGCUUGUGUUUGAAUGUCUUCCCUAAUUGUGAGGCAUCCAAGCUAAGCUCGAUAACCAUUCAUGUAGCAUUCUCAAGCUCCUGAGCUGAGUUACCAGGUGUAUUAUAACACAUAACACUUGAAGUAAAUGCCUUGCAGUGUGAGCCUUUUUUUGUCCAAUAGCUGGUUAAACCGACUAGCUUGCCUCUGGAACAUUGAUGAGCGAGCUGGUUGUAUAUCAGUGUAAAUAAAAUGUAUUGUGUGAAUUGUGCCUGCUCGACAAUGCACUACUCUUGUACUUGCUGGAUAUAUAUUUCAACAUGUCAGUGAGUAUUAUUGAUUUUUCAUUGAGAUGUGACGACAAAUGAGGUGUCUGAGGCUUUUGUUGCUUUCACCAAUAUUAAACAGCUUUUAUACACUGCUGGUUUGUCUUUUUUAUUCCCAGUAUAUUUUAUUUUGUUUCUUUA